CCGGCCUCCUCGAGCGCCGGCGCAGGGCGCCCCGGUGGCCCCAAACUUCGGUUCGAGUACCUCAUCUUCGUCAUGGGUGUCCUGUUGUGGGUCAAACCUGCUUCAGCCGUGUCUGUAAGGAAGGAUGAAAUUGACCAGCAGUCAUCAGCCCCACUGGAAGGGAGCCUCCAACAGAACUUAUGUCUACCAGGAUUCUACAUGGAAGAAGCCAGUGGAGGUUGUGCUUCGUGCACUGAUGGGACAGACUACACCAAUCAUUCAAACACCCUCCCUUCUUGCUUACCUUGCACGACUUGCAAAUCAGGAGAAGAAGAAAAAAAUCGCUGCACCCCCACCAAGGACACUGAGUGUCAGUGCAAACCUGGCACUUUCCGUGGAGAAGAUGCGCCUGAAUUCUGUCAAAAAUGCAGCACCAGGUGCCCUGAUGGGAAGGUCAUGGUCAUGGACUGUACCCCCUGGAGCGACAUCAAGUGUGUGGACCAAGAAUCAGGUACCCUGGCCCAUGGAGAGGCCCCAGUUCCUGGAGAGCUAGGAACUCCCUCUCCCUCCUUAAAGACUGUAAGGCUGUGGAUUAAAAUUGGAUCUGGAAUCACCGUUGUCCUAUUCGGAUGUGUAGUAUGGUGCUUCUUGAAAGGUCUCUUUGAUGAGUGCUGGCACAAGGUGAUCGGUUUCUACAGCAUCUGGCAGCAUCAGACCCUCAGUAACUGCUUUUGCCCCACAACAAAGCCCAGGGUGGACGUGGUCCCCGUCCCUUGGCAGGAAGAGAAGCUGACAGAGGAUAACGCCCAGUCCCAGGAUGCAGCAAGCAGGCUGGCUGUCGGAACCAGCAGCACCUGAAGCACCUCAGAGGAGAAGAUGGCUGCUGGUUCCAAGAGACGCCACUCAGAGCCUGAAGCUACUCUUCAGUGACUUUGCAGCUAUCUUUUCCUUGUGACUUCUGUGAUUCGCUCCUUGGGCCUCACAUGAAAUGAGAUCGUUGUGGGCAGAGAAUAGGCCUGGGUCUCUCUGGAUGGCUUGUGUGAAAUACAGCCAGUCACCAAGAAGGGACAGAGGACCUCAGUCAACACCCUGAUGGAUGCCUUGGAAAUGCUGGGACAAAAAUUGACAAAACAGACAAUUCAAGAGCGCUCGCUGAAAACAGGAAAGUAUUAACAUGUUUAUGAAGAAAGUGAGACAGGCUCUGCUGUGCCCUGACUGAGGACCUCAGUCUUUCAGUUCAGGACACACUCCUUAUAGACUUCUAGUUUUUAUUUGUAUUUGUUUGAAAUUUGUCAUUCAUGUUAAUAUGUAUGUAUUUAAUGACGUAACUUAUAAUGAAAGUGUUAGUCACUGAGUCAUGUCUAACUCUUUGCAACGCUAUGGACUGUAGCCCACCAGGCUCUUCUGUCCAUGGGGUUUCU
Budorcas taxicolor (takin) is the source of this 1400-nucleotide messenger RNA. Its product is annotated as tumor necrosis factor receptor superfamily member 10C-like. Gene Ontology annotation, biological process: positive regulation of apoptotic process; TRAIL-activated apoptotic signaling pathway. Bases 73 to 837 code for a protein of 254 amino acids. The record is from RefSeq and is a predicted model, not a curated record. Lineage: Eukaryota; Metazoa; Chordata; Mammalia; Artiodactyla; Bovidae. Gene Ontology annotation, molecular function: TRAIL binding. Gene Ontology annotation, cellular component: cell surface; plasma membrane. The transcript is spliced from 9 exons.